This is a messenger RNA of Moneuplotes crassus, 759 nucleotides long. Lineage: Eukaryota; Ciliophora; Spirotrichea; Euplotida; Euplotidae. The record is from the annotation of a GenBank genome assembly.
CAAAUCAUACAUAAACGAUUCCAGAACAUUUCUAAAAUAUAAAGAUUCUGGAGAUAAACUUCUGUUAAUUGAUGACAAAAGCCUUGAAAUGGUUCCUGGUGAAUCUCUUAAGAGAAUUUUGGAGUUUCAUUGUGAAGAUCAAUACUAUGACCCUUCCAGUGAAAGCGAAGACGAGUUAGAGAUAGAAAAUGAUAGAUUAGUCAAAGCCGCAAAAGAUUUUAUUUCAAGAGUAGAAACUUCUCAGGAUCAGUACAAAAUUCAUGAGUUGAAUCAAGGGCCAUCUCAAAACCAAAUCUCUUGAGAAAUUGGCUUUGAUGAUUCUUUUGGGGUUAAAAAUGGAUUAGAAGAAGAUUUUAAUGACAAACAAGACCAUUUUAAGAAAUUUUCACUAGGACAAAAUAUUCAAAGAAAUAAUUUGGAUGCUGUUCAAGGAAGCCAUUUAAGAAACAAGGCAAGCUUGUACCAAGAAGGCAAAUCAUUGUCUUAUAUCCCCACAGAGACUUCAGCCAUCGAGAAAAUGAACAAUUCAGGAGAUUCUGAAGAAAUUGGCAAUAUGUUAUGUUCACUAGAAUGCUAGAGUAAUCCACAAUUAUUAUCUCAAUCAAUUUAUGCUAAAAAGUGAAAAAUAAAAUAAGAUCUUGAGAAUUUAAGAUUUCAGGUUCACUUAUUUGUAAAAUAUGAUUACAAGUUCUUAGUGAUUGUUUGCCACCUCCAAAAGUUUAUAUGAUCAAUCAAAAAUGGCUAAAAUCUUUACUUCCU